Messenger RNA from Choloepus didactylus (southern two-toed sloth), 1238 nucleotides. RefSeq names its product translocase of inner mitochondrial membrane 10B (gene TIMM10B). Gene Ontology annotation, cellular component: mitochondrial intermembrane space chaperone complex. Lineage: Eukaryota; Metazoa; Chordata; Mammalia; Pilosa; Megalonychidae. Bases 40 to 363 code for a protein of 107 amino acids. The transcript is spliced from 3 exons. The record is from RefSeq and is a predicted model, not a curated record.
GUGGUAGAAGAAGUGACGUCGGCUCGCGCGGCUGGCGGGAUGGAGUUGCAGCAGCAGCAGCAGCAGCAGCAGCAGCAGCAGCUGAGAAACUUGCGGGAUUUCCUGUUGGUCUACAAUCGAAUGACAGAACUCUGCUUCCUGCGUUGCGUGCCCAGCCUGCACCACCGAGCUCUGGACGCCGAGGAGGAGGCCUGUCUGCACAGCUGUGCUGGGAAGCUGAUCCAUUCCAACCACCGCCUCAUGGCCGCUUAUGUGCAGCUCAUGCCUGCCCUGGUACAGCGCCGCAUCGCAGACUACGAGGCUGCCUCGGCUGUGCCAGGUGUUGCUUCGGAACAGCCCGGAGCCUCCCCGUCAGGCAGCUAGCUAUUCCCACCCCACUAGGGGAGGUACUGGAGGGACCCUCAGAUUGAGGGAGCCAGUAGACCUUGGGCUGGGUGAAGCUUGUACAGAGAGAGUGAGGGGAUGCCUGAGAGCUGAGUACCGUUAUGUCUUUUCCUGGAGCCAAUAAACUGGCUUUUUACUCCUUUUGAUUUCUAUUCUGGGAAGGAAAACUUUGUCUGCUUUAUUGGCACCAUCCUUUGUUCUGUUAGUUAGUGCAUAUCUGCUAACUUCAGACCUGGCAGCUGAGAAAUUACCUUUAUAUGCAGAAGGAAAACCUCAGCAGUCCCAGACCCUUGGCUAAAGCAGAAUUUGUGGGUACAAUUUCAAGGCUGGUAAAAGCAAUAGGAAUUUGGUUCCUGCCCAGGCAACAGAGAAGAUGGGAGCUCUGUCUUGCUGUCCUUGAAACUUAAAUGGCUCACUCCUGAGCCAAAUCUCCAUUAAUAACUGUUUUUUCAUGUUCUGUGUCUUAUGAGAAAGGAUUCUGCCAGGUUGCAGGAAGGGAGGUGAUAUCUCAGAGCAACAGAUCAGAAAACCAAAGGACUUUGAGGCACUAUCUCCUAGGAAGUCAGUGGCCCCAGAGCAAAAAUGAAACCUUGUAAAAGUUCUAGAUCUUCAUCCAUUUUCUGAGGUUGUACUUUAUUAUUAUUUUCUGUCUUCCCAAGAUGAGCAGUAAAACCUUUGAACAAAGAAGGUAUGUGUGCUUGUCUUCCAGGGCAGUCAGGAAGGGGAAAACUUGAGGAACAAUAUUCUACAAUACAUGCAGACUUGAGGGAAAGAAACUUCAGGGAGAAGUAGAUUGUAGUAACUGGAAAAAAAAAAAAGGAUAAAACCAAAUCUUUAGUGUCAGGACACUAAAU